Schistosoma haematobium is the source of this 1422-nucleotide messenger RNA. RefSeq lists its product as uncharacterized. Lineage: Eukaryota; Metazoa; Platyhelminthes; Trematoda; Strigeidida; Schistosomatidae. The record is from RefSeq and is a predicted model, not a curated record. The transcript is spliced from 7 exons. The coding region runs from base 193 to 1182 and encodes 329 amino acids.
AUAACAGCAAUCCACUUAGAAAACGACGGUCAUUACCAGCUAACAUCAAGUCAAUGAAUAUUAACAUGAAAACAUAACUGAAUCUAAACUAGGAAAUAACCUCAACAUUGAAAUCCACAUGUUUCUCAUGUAUAAUCUUCUAUAAUUGCAGUAAAUUUAUCAUCAAUGUCUACUAAAUAACACCAUAAUAGAAUGAAAAAUUUAUUUGAAGACUUGAAAAUUCAAAUAAACAGAUUUGGUCGGACAAUAUAUAUUUCAAGUGAAAAGUCUAGUGAAAGGAUGCCUGGAAUCAUAGUGAAUACUUCAUUAGGUCAUGUAAUAAACUGGAAUGUUUCGGAUAAUAUAAUACCUCUUCAUGCGAUAUAUUGUAAACCUUUCAUUGUUCAAAUCAGUUUUAAUGGAACAAUAUUAAGUACAAGUAUUUUUAACAUCACACCAGAAGAUGGGAAACUAGAGGGUAGUUGGAAACAAUAUGCACUGACCGACAACAAAACUGGAACAGUAACUCACUAUUGCAGUUUUGAAACUUUAGCUGGAAGUGAUUGUAAACUUUCUGUUGUUGGCAGUUAUCAAAACACUGCUGGACGAUGCACAUACAAGAGAGGGAGUGGGGAUUCAUCGUUGAAUUUUUUGAAAUCAAAUACAUCUUAUACUCUUCAAUGCUUAGAUCAGUCCGGUUACACCGAAGUCAGCUCUAUACCACAUAACAUUGGCAAUGAUCAAAGGAAUAUUUUUCUUGAAAAUCUUCAUAACUCUCAACUCCCAGAUCCCGAUGAAGAAGACAGGUGUCCAACUGAACAAGAUUUUCCCAAAGUGGAAGGCUUGACAGUCACUGCCAUUGCAGAAGGUUCAAUUCAUUUACUCAGUUGGAAUAAGAUAAGUGAGAAAUUCAGCGAGUGUCUAUCAUACUAUUUAUUGGUUCGCGUUCAUCGACGUCUAAAACCGAAGUUAAUUAUACUCUCAGUUAUGAAAUAUCGGGUUGAUGGACAUUUGAAUAAUAUAAUUAUGGACAUAUCAGAAGACCAAAAUUACAUUUAUAAAGUUAAGGCACUUUUCAAAAACUCCAUUAAAACCCAAUUUUCCGAGCGUGUUGAGAUCCAGACGCCAAAUGCAGUGAAUCAUAUUAUAAAGAUAUCUUCAAGUCCACAAUUGGUACUUCUUUGCAAACUGUUUGUUUUAUAGACUGCAGCUGCCUGCCAAGUACUGUUCAUACAAACAAGACUGGUAUCAAAGUACCAGCUCUUGUAAUAGACAGAAGAGCCCGAAUUUCAUAAGAAAACGACGAAUUUUCAGGAAGAAACAUUUUUUUUCCAUCAGCUGAAAUAAAAAUGGAUUGAUUUUUCCAAUUUUCAAGUUAACGUUUCUUAUAUUAAGUCCCACUAUUUAUUUCAUUUUUCUAUUGAUUAAAAUUCAAUCACAUUA